Monoraphidium neglectum is the source of this 705-nucleotide messenger RNA. RefSeq lists its product as hypothetical. NCBI's taxonomy places the organism in Eukaryota, Viridiplantae, Chlorophyta, Chlorophyceae, Sphaeropleales, Selenastraceae. The record is from RefSeq and is a predicted model, not a curated record. The transcript has 5 exons. Bases 1 to 705 code for a protein of 234 amino acids. Gene Ontology annotation, molecular function: protein binding.
AUGAAGGUCCAAUUGAAAGCAGACCGGCCAGAGUUUCAAAUGCACUCGCAGCGGCGAACGGCCAUCGCGCUCCUGGCGACGGCGGCAGCAGCGGCAGCGUGCGCAGCUCCGCCCAUAGCUAUUGCACGCAUCGCCACGGAGGAGGUCUUGCGGCAGAAAAGCGUGAUUACGACAGGCGGCUUCAAUCCCUCGGACGUCCCUGCAGCCCGGACCGGGCCCCCUCCCGCGCCCCGCGACGCGCCCGCGGAGCCCUCCGGCCGCGGCGCGGACCCGGGGGUGCGCCCCGCAGUGCAGGAGGCCCUCGGGCAGCUGAGGGCGGCGCGGGCGGCGGCCGAGGAGGCGCGGUGGGGCGACGCGCUGCGGGAGUACAGCUCGUUAGUCAACGACCACCCAGACCUAGCAUUGGCGACGUAUGGGCGCCUCGGCCGCGCGAUCAUGCUCUAUCAAGCGGGGGAGGUGUCGAAGGCAGUGAUACUGCUGGAUGAACUUGAGCUCACCGCGCGCGGCACGCCAGAGGUCCACGCAGCACUGGCUGCUGUUCUGUGGGCGGAGCGGCCGUCGCAGCGGCUGAGGGCGGAGCAACAGUUUGAGAUCGCCCUGGAGUUUGACCGGCGCUACUCAGACCUGGCGUACAUGCGUGAGCAGCGCCACUGGCCGCCGCGGCUGCUGGCAGCAAUGGCGCGCUUCCAGCAGCUGCAGACAUGA